AGUUAUGAUGUGGCCGGACGACGGAAGCUGAGAGUGGACAUAUCAUUCAUAAGGAAACAGGUGGCCGCUUCUGAGCGCUGCUAUGGCUGAACGAGGAGAUGCCCUCUGCUUGUUUGAUGUGGACGGUACAUUGACAGCUGCUAGGCAGAAAGCUACUAGUGACAUGGCGGAGUUUUUGCAGCAUUUGAGCAAAAAAGUGAAGGUUGGUGUUGUCGGAGGAUCAGAUUUUGCGAAAAUUAAAGAACAGCUGGGAGAUGAUGUUGUUGAAAAGUUUGACUACGUGUUCGCUGAAAACGGCCUGGUGGCAUAUAAGGACGGAAAGUUUCUCUGCAAACAGAGCAUCCAUGCACACCUGGGAGAAGAUCUAUUACAAGAAAUAAUAAACUAUUGCCUGGCAUAUAUUGCAAAACUGAAACUACCAAAGAAAAGGGGAACAUUUGUAGAAUUUCGGGAUGGAAUGCUGAAUGUUUCACCUAUUGGAAGGAAUUGCACCCAAGAGGAACGGAUUGAGUUCUAUGAAUUGGAUAAAAAAGAACAUUUUCGGGAUAAGUUUGUUGCAGAUUUGCGAAAGGAGUUCGAUGGAAAAGGCCUCACGUUUUCAAUAGGUGGUCAGAUCAGCUUUGAUGUGUUUCCCAAUGGCUGGGACAAGACAUACUGCCUAGGAAUUCUUGAAAAGGAGGCAUUCUCCAAAAUCUACUUCUUUGGCGAUAAGACCAUGCCAGGCGGUAAUGACUAUGAAAUCUACACAGACCCAAGAACAAUCGGUCAUUCUGUGACAUCGCCUGAAGACACACAGAGGAUUUGUACAGAGUUAUUCUUGCAGUAAACAAUUCUACUUGAAUGGAUUUCAGCAUCGGUGUGGCAAUACUGGAGUAAUGUAAUGGGAGUUCUGAUUGGAAAUUGACUUUUUAGUAGUUUCAUAUCAAUGGUGAAGGAGUCAAUAUUAUCUAGUAUUUAUGACCAAUCAAUUUAUUUUAAUGAUUGAUUACUGCACGGUUGCUCUCUCUUUUUUUUUUUUUUUUUUUCAAGCCAGUUAUCUAAAUAUGUGAUUAGAAACUGGUAUUUUUCAACUGCCUUAUUGCUAAUUAACUGAGUCUCUGAUGGUAGCAAACACCAACUGCUGAACAUCACAUAUAUGAGGUACUGACCCAAUGUUCCCUCAUGUAAUACUAUUUGAAUUGACCACUAGGAUAGAAUUGUGUAGAGGGGCCUCACUUAAAUACAUCUUCCCCAAAAGAGAGAAACAUUUUCCAACUCUUAGUCUGAACGCUAUAACAGUAGCAGUUUAUGGUCUGUUCAGUUCUGGUGAAGAUAUGAGCAUGUAGACUUUGAUAUGUAUGAACCCUGCACAUCUUGGACUUUUAUGUAUUUUUUUUUAAGAACAUUAUGCUUUGAUGCAAAAUGCCAUUAAGUUGCCUAUGAUAGUAAAGUGGCAGGUGUCUGCUUUAAAAAAAAUAAUAUAUAUAUAUAUAUAUAUAUAUAUGUGUGUAAUGUAGUGUUUUACUCUCUAGUUCAAAUUUAUUAGUGUUGCAAGCUUACUCUCUUUUGUACUCAAACUUGACCUCAGCACACACAUUACCUAUGGAAAGUUACCUUAUGAAAUGUGUUUUAACCAUGCAUAUAUUCAACUUCACGUCACCGUUUAGUUUUCCGUUCUUCCGAUCCAUCAGAAGAACAGAAAAAAUAAAUAUGGCUCUUGUAUUUUAAAUGGGGUUUUCAGAGACUUUAGUAACAUAGUACAUAAGACCGAAAAAA
Bufo bufo (common toad) is the source of this 1755-nucleotide messenger RNA. It is a transcript of the gene PMM2, whose product is annotated as phosphomannomutase 2. The record is from RefSeq and is a predicted model, not a curated record. Gene Ontology annotation, molecular function: phosphomannomutase activity. The transcript has 8 exons. The coding region runs from base 83 to 826 and encodes 247 amino acids. Gene Ontology annotation, cellular component: cytosol. NCBI's taxonomy places the organism in Eukaryota, Metazoa, Chordata, Amphibia, Anura, Bufonidae. Gene Ontology annotation, biological process: GDP-mannose biosynthetic process; mannose metabolic process; protein N-linked glycosylation.